Messenger RNA from Oryza brachyantha (malo sina), 1365 nucleotides. Its product is annotated as solute carrier family 35 member F1-like. NCBI's taxonomy places the organism in Eukaryota, Viridiplantae, Streptophyta, Magnoliopsida, Poales, Poaceae. Gene Ontology annotation, biological process: transmembrane transport. The record is from RefSeq and is a predicted model, not a curated record. Gene Ontology annotation, cellular component: membrane. Gene Ontology annotation, molecular function: transmembrane transporter activity. Bases 189 to 1154 code for a protein of 321 amino acids. The transcript is spliced from 11 exons.
UUCUCUUCUCCUAAAACCAAAGGAUUUUUAUUAGUAAGAGCACAGAGGGCUAAAAGAUCAGUAGUAGUAGAAAGGUUAUAAGGUGUUCUUCAGUCUUCAACAUUUCCUCUCUCUUCUGAAAGCAUGUGAAAGGUGUUAAGUUCUGAAGCAACUCCAACCUGAGGUUUUCUUGAACUCUACUCAGACUCAUGGAGAUCAAGAGCAAGCCAUGGAACAUGUUGUUCCUAGUCUUCCUCGGGCAGCUAGUCUCCUUUUCCAUGGCAGUAUGCAGCUUUGUCACAUCUGAGAUUUCUAGCCUCGGAGCCGAUGCACGACUUACACAGUCAUUCUUUUCGUACCUGCUGCUGGCUCUAGUUUAUGGAGCAAUUCUCCUGCAUCGACAACAAAAGUUACUAAUACCAUGGUAUUGGUACCUCGCCCUGGUCUUCAUCGAUGUCCAGGGAAAUUGUCUAGCGAUCAAGGCAUACCACUACUCAUACAUAACCAGCGUAAACUUGUUGAACUGUUGCACCAUCCCAUGGGUCAUGAUCCUCACCAGGUUUGCACUAGGGACGAGAUAUUCUUUCUGGCAAUUUGUAGGAGCAGGGACUUGCAUGGCUGGACUUGCCCUGGUACUCCUCUCAGACUCAAAUUAUUCAGAUAUGCAGGAUGCAAGUAAAAGACCACUUUGGGGGGAUGCCCUUAUCAUUGCUGCAACAUUUUGUUUUGCGUUUAGCAACGUCGGGGAGGAAUACUGUGUCAAGAAUAAAGACAAAAUUGAAUUUGUUGCAAUGCUUGGAAUACUCGGGAUGCUUGUCACUGGAAUUCAGCUAUCUCUUUUCGAGAGGAAGAAUAUAGAGGCAAUUAAUUGGUCUCCAACGAUGAUAAGUCUCUUCAUUGGAUUUGCAGUAGCAUCUUUAGUGUUCAGCACCAUUACCCCUUGUGUUCUUAAGAUGAGUGGAGCAACUAUGUUUAACCUCUCACUUUUAACAACUGAUGUUUGGGCAGUUAUCAUUCGAGUUUUCCUCUAUCAUCAGCAGGUAAAUUGGCUCUACUAUCUAGCAUAUGCAGUGGUACCCAUAGGAUUGAUCAUUUACUCCAUGAAUGAGAGUUCAGAUGAUGAGAAAGCUCCAAGUACAAUGGAAACUGAAACUCAGUACGAACAACUUUCGUGAGAGUAAACUGGUGGUGCUAUUUGGAGAAGGCAAAGAAGAAGAAGAAAGAGAACAUCAUGAAGAUCACAUAUGUUAAUGGGUUAAUGAAGAAAAGUAACCUCCAGAUAAUGGAACAUGUUUUUUUUUUUUGGAAAACAGAUGUAAUGACAUAAUAUAUGUGAAAUACUGCAACCAUGGAUUUGUGAAACAGGAACUGGCCCUUAAACUUGAA